GUCCGCCCGCCAGAAUGAGCUUCCUCUUUGGCAGCCGGUCAUCAAAAACCUUCAAACCCAAGAAGAACAUUCCCGAAGGCUCCCAUCAGUACGAGCUCCUGAAACAUGCCGAGGCGACCUUGGGAAGCGGGAACCUUAGACAAGCCGUGAUGUUACCUGAGGGAGAGGACCUGAAUGAAUGGAUCGCUGUCAAUACUGUGGAUUUCUUCAACCAGAUCAACAUGUUGUAUGGGACCAUCACUGAGUUCUGCACAGAGGCGAGCUGUCCCGUGAUGUCUGCUGGGCCGAGGUACGAAUACCACUGGGCCGACGGCACCAACAUCAAGAAGCCCAUUAAGUGCUCAGCCCCAAAGUACAUCGAUUACUUGAUGACAUGGGUUCAGGACCAGCUGGAUGACGAAACGCUCUUCCCGUCAAAGAUCGGCGUCCCCUUCCCCAAGAACUUUAUGUCAGUGGCAAAGACAAUCCUGAAGCGACUGUUCCGGGUCUACGCCCACAUCUACCACCAGCACUUUGAUUCGGUGAUGCAGCUCCAGGAGGAGGCCCACCUCAACACCUCCUUCAAGCACUUUAUCUUCUUUGUGCAGGAGUUCAAUCUGAUCGACAGGCGGGAGUUGGCUCCGCUGCAGGAGCUCAUUGAGAAGCUGGGCUCCAAGGACAGAUAGGCCCGUCCCGGCCAACCGUGGCCCGCUGCGGGACUCGGCCACUCCCUUUCGCUUCCUCUCCCGGCCACAGCUCUUUGCUGGCCACUCUGUCUGCGACACCACCAGCCUUGAAGCCGGGCCUGGUUGGCAGAAAGCGGAGAUUUGCUCGGCGGACCGGCACAUCAGAGGCGGGGGAGAUUGUUUUGUGACAAGGCCUUGGGCUGCCAAAGCCUGGCUGCGUGCCGUUGGAGACUGCCCGGCAGGUCUAGCGCCUCUCCCGAGCAAGGCAGCGCCCUGUCUUUGGACCUCUGUGAUGGAUCGGCUUCCUUGCCAGCCUUGGCUGUGCAGUCCUGCCAGUGCUGGGCCUUUCUCUCUGCUGACCCUGUCCUGUGGGAUGGGAACCUUUGAGUAUGCAAGUAAAGUUUUGAUAUUCUCUUAA
This is a messenger RNA of Gavialis gangeticus (Gharial), 1083 nucleotides long. RefSeq names its product MOB kinase activator 1A (gene MOB1A). The transcript has 6 exons. Gene Ontology annotation, cellular component: cytoplasm; nucleus. NCBI's taxonomy places the organism in Eukaryota, Metazoa, Chordata, Crocodylia, Gavialidae. The coding region runs from base 15 to 665 and encodes 216 amino acids. The record is from RefSeq and is a predicted model, not a curated record. Gene Ontology annotation, molecular function: protein kinase activator activity. Gene Ontology annotation, biological process: hippo signaling; positive regulation of protein phosphorylation.